ACAGACGUUUCCAGCUCAGGCGUGAAGCGGAACGAAAGUCUGAGUUCCGCUUACUCCCCCGGACAACAAUCGGGCGGACCAGUAGGUGACUGAAGAGCAAGCCCUUGUCCUUAAACUUGGAUGCAGUGGAAUUGACCUCAUCUCCCAUUAUAUUUCUUAUUUAAAAAUAAGGAUAUUGCAACAUCACAAUGUCUCUUGCGGCAGAGGCUUUCGUGUCACAGAUGGCAGCUGCUGAGCCCUGGCCUGAAACUGCAACCCUGUACCAACCCCUGAAGGAUGAUCAGAUUCUGCUGUCAGACUGCGCUUCAUCUCUCGCUGUUCAGGCCUACCUCAGGAUGUGUGGUCUGCCUGUUCGGGUGGCUUGUAGAGCAAAUGCUGAAUACAUGUCACCUUCGGGUAAGAUUCCCUUCAUCCAUGUAGGGAAUCAGGUGGUGUCAGAACUGGGGCCGAUAGUGCAAUUCACCAAAGCCAAGGGUCAUUCUCUGAGCGAUGGCUUAGAUGAUGUUCAGAGAGCUGAAAUGAAAGCGUACAUGGAGCUGGUCAACAAUAUGCUGCUUACUGCUGAGUUGUACAUCCAGUGGUGUGAUGACGCUACAGCUGCUGAAAUCACACGCCCCAGAUACAGCAGUCCUUACUCGUGGCCUCUAAACAACAUCCUUGCCUAUCAGAAGCAGUGGGAGGUUCGCAGGAAGAUGAACGCCAUUGGCUGGGGUGGAAAAACCCUGGAGCAGGUUUAUGAGGAUGUGAGUCAGUGCUGCCAGGCUCUGUCCCAGAGGCUGGGAACACAACCAUACUUCUUUAAUAAACAACCUACAGAACUGGACGCAUUGGUGUUUGGACACCUCUUCACUAUACUCACCACCAGACUGACCAGCACGGAGCUGGCAGAGAGGAUCAGGAGCUACAGUAACCUGCUGUCUUUCUGCAGACGUAUCGAACAGACCUACUUUGAAGACAAGAGCUAGACAAGACAGAAAAUAGCCUCUCUGUAUUGUCUCAUCUUAUACAUUCUGUCGUUUCCUCUCUCAUUCCCUCAAUGUAGCACCGAGAAGCUGAAAGCUGUGUAUAUUCACAUAUGUGUCCCUUUAUAAUUCUCGCUUUCUUCCCCCCUUUUGCUUUGUGCUUGUACAUUUUUGCAUGCUGCUGAUGGAAGUCUAGAGGAGCCUCUUUUAAGGAUUAACACGUCUCCACUGUACAUACACAAACGUACCAGGAAGGGUCCUUUACUGUAAUGUCAAGUAUGGCUAACACCACAGUAAAGAUCAUCUCUAAGGGUAUUUACAACACGUGUACCAUCUAAAAAGAAUUUUCCAGUUGAAUUGCUUCAGGGUGCCAUUAAAUAAAUGAUGAUGGAAGCUUUACACUUCAGGCACCAUGUGAAUGAAAGAAGAACACUGAUGAUGGAAAUGCAGCACUUCACAGAUCCCAAGAGGAGGUUAGAAGUUGAGUUAAGCUUAGAUGAUCUGACUGGGAUUCAGCAGUGUGGAUUCUUCCCAACUCAGAGGCACAGACUUAUUAAUAUGCUCUUAUUUCUUCUGUUUGCACACACAGGAAUGCUGUCUGCUCUGACCUGUGACCUCGAUGGUCACAGACUCUCAGAGAGGUUGGGUGUGUGUUUCACAGCUGUAAAAGCUUGUAAAAAAUGUGUGGCAGAGUUGGCAUACUCACUUUCCUCCUGUACAAAAAUCACAACCAUAGUGAUAACGAAGAAGAUGUGAGUUAUGGAUUAUUUUCUUUGUGUGAAUUGAAAGUGCCUACAAAGUAAACGUCAUUAAAUCCAA
This is a messenger RNA of Scatophagus argus, 1781 nucleotides long. RefSeq names its product metaxin 2 (gene mtx2). The transcript is spliced from 10 exons. NCBI's taxonomy places the organism in Eukaryota, Metazoa, Chordata, Actinopteri, Scatophagidae. Gene Ontology annotation, cellular component: SAM complex. The record is from RefSeq and is a predicted model, not a curated record. The coding region runs from base 189 to 965 and encodes 258 amino acids. Gene Ontology annotation, biological process: mitochondrion organization.